GGAGAUCUUAUCAGAAAGUGCCUGAAACAGAAAGAGAUCAUUGGUUUGAGGAAUUCAGAUUGACUCAUCCAUUUGCGGACUCGGAAAAAAAGAAAUUCAGAAGGCUUUUUGACAAAUACAGUAGCCAAGGUCUCAAGAAAAUGUUACAAAAGGCACGAAAUGGAAAUGUGCCACCAAAAUAUAUUGGUGAGAAUGAUUUCAAAGAACUGCAGACAUAUUGGGCCUCUCCGGAGUUCAAAAAACUUAGCGCUAAGGGGAAAAAAGCUCGAUCAUCAGAAUCAUGCAAAAACAACCCAUAUUGUGGAGGGUCAAUCACUACAGCUGAUCAUAAGAAAAGAUUGAGGAAAAUACUUGGUAGGAGGAUUUUCAUGCGGGAGUUGUAUGCUGUCACAUGGAAGAGAAAAAGAACUCGUGAAUGGAGUGGUCCAAGGAUAAAAAGAUGCUAUGAAAAUUUUCUAACUGCUAGACAAAAAGCAAGAGAGGAGGUCAAUGAUGACUCACCACCUAUAGACGAGGAUGAAAUUUUUAUGGAGCAUUUUGGACCUCCCGAAUGUGGUAAGAUUUUCGGGUUAGGGAGUCUUUCUAGCGAGGUUCAAACCAAAUCUCGAGGUGACACGUCGACUUCCAUGCAUUGUGAUAAUUUAGAGGAAUUAAUUGAUAAGCAUAUCAAAGUUGCACUUACUACUAGCAUUCGGGAGUGUAUAGAAGGCUCAGUUCAAACUGUAGUUCGAGCUGUUAUUGAAGAAAAUGAUAGGACAUGGAUGGCUCGUUUUGCUGAGUACCGUAACUCUUUGGCCAUUCAAAACUCCGGAAUUCCUGCUCAAACUCUAGCUCCAAGUACUUCCAUAUUUCCGUUCCAACAAUUACCGUUCUCACAAAUGGCAUCACAAGGGCAAUCUUUUCAAAAUGGAGCAAUGAAUUUUACAGACUUGAUGAAUUUUAGCUCGUCAUUGUUGCCGCCGCCGUCUAGAAAUUAGUUUUAGAUAUUUUUUCAACUUUUCGUUUUUGC
Messenger RNA from Cuscuta europaea, 1009 nucleotides. Lineage: Eukaryota; Viridiplantae; Streptophyta; Magnoliopsida; Solanales; Convolvulaceae. The record is from the annotation of a GenBank genome assembly.